AUGGGGGACUGGGGCUUCCUCGAGAAGUUGCUGGACCAGGUCCAAGAGCAUUCAACCGCAGUGGGCAAGAUCUGGCUGACGGUGCUCUUCAUCUUCCGAAUCCUCAUUCUGGGCCUGGCCGGUGAGUCCGUGUGGGGCGAUGAGCAGUCGGACUUCGAGUGUAACACCGCCCAACCAGGCUGCACCAACGUCUGCUACGACCAGGCCUUCCCCAUCUCCCACAUUCGUUACUGGGUGCUGCAGUUCCUCUUUGUCAGCACACCCACCCUGGUCUACUUGGGCCACGUCAUUUACCUAUCCCGGCGCGAGGAGCGGCUGCGGCAGAAGGAAGGGGAGCUUCGGGCAUUGCCGGCCAAGGACCCUCAGGUGGAGCGGGCCCUGGCGGCCAUAGAGCGUCAGAUGGCCAAGAUCUCCGUAGCUGAAGACGGGCGCCUGCAGAUCCGAGGAGCUCUCAUGGGCACCUACCUGGCCAGCGUGCUGUGCAAGAGCGUGCUAGAGGCAGGCUUCCUUUAUGGUCAGUGGUACCUCUAUGGCUGGACCAUGAAGCCCGUGUUCGUGUGUCAGCGUGUCCCCUGCCCUCACCUCGUGGACUGCUUUGUCUCGCGCCCCACGGAGAAGACCAUCUUCAUCAUCUUUAUGCUGGUGGUCGGACUCAUCUCCCUGGUGCUCAACCUGCUGGAGUUGGUGCACCUGCUAUGCCGCUGCCUGAGCCGGGGCAUGAGGGUGAGACAGAGCCAGGAGGCACCUCCAGCCCAGGGCACCUCCUCAGACCCUUUCCCUGAACAGGUCUUUUUCUACCUCCCCAUGGGCGAGGGGCCCUCGUCCCCACCAUGUCCCACCUACAAUGGGCUCUCUUCCAGUGAGCAGAACUGGGCCAACCUGACCACAGAGGAGAGACUGGCUUCUUCCAGACCCCCCCUUUUCUUGGACCCACCCCCCCAGAGUGGUCAGAAACUCCCCAGCCGCGCUAGCAGCUCUGCUUCCAAGAAACAGUAUGUGUAGGUACCUGAGGCUUAUGUUAC
Molecule: messenger RNA, 1022 nt
Organism: Chrysochloris asiatica (Cape golden mole)
Lineage: Eukaryota; Metazoa; Chordata; Mammalia; Afrosoricida; Chrysochloridae
Gene: GJA4
Product: gap junction protein, alpha 4, 37kDa
Exons: 1
Coding region: 1-1002 (333 amino acids)
Biological process (GO): cell communication
Cellular component (GO): connexin complex
Source: RefSeq, a predicted model, not a curated record